AACUUAUUUACACUAAAUAAAGCUCAAUUGUGUCAAUUUUGAACAAAUUAAUUUAAAACUAUGAACGACAGUGAAAUCGAGAGUUUGAAAACAGAAUUGGAACAUGAAAAAACGUGCAGAGAAGCAGCAGCAUGGCAGAAUGGAGAACUGGAAAAGCAGAUUCUGUCGAUGCAGGAAGAGCUCCGCAAGCCAGACUAUCCGUGGGACAACGACUUGGACUUGCAGAAGGAGAGCGUCCGACACAAACAGCUGUUAGAGGCUAUAGAGGAAUUGAGGGGACAACUGCCGUUGCUUAAGGAUAGGAUUAAAAAUGCUAAAGUUUGCGGGCCUGAUUGUAAACUGAAACAUGAUGAUCUCAACAUAAACUUGGACAUUUUGACUCCGGCUGAAUUACUUCGCACAGUGAAGAAGUUCGAGCGACUGAAGACAGAUCUAAUCAGCACCCUGCGAAGCAAGGAAUGGCGUUUGGAUUCCGAGUCUAAGUUGUUCGUGAGGGUACACGAUCAGAAGAUGUAUCUACAGAAUGAACUAAUGAUAUGCCAGAACAACAUUAUGCGGCUGCAGAGAAAUGGAAGUUAUUGGCCGUCGUACACCCGCAAGACAGACGAGCGUGUGCUGGAUCCGAAGCGCGGGCCGAUCAAGAAGUCGUUCUGCGAGCGUCUGCCCCCCAUCCCCACCCAAUGAUAUUCCUCCUCCCCCCCGCCUUCCUCCACCAGCUCGUCGUACUGGAGCGCUUCGCUCAGCUCCGACUGUUUACCAUUACCAUAAUAUAAUA
This is a messenger RNA of Pectinophora gossypiella (pink bollworm), 775 nucleotides long. RefSeq lists its product as uncharacterized. The coding region runs from base 61 to 684 and encodes 207 amino acids. Lineage: Eukaryota; Metazoa; Arthropoda; Insecta; Lepidoptera; Gelechiidae. The transcript has 6 exons. The record is from RefSeq and is a predicted model, not a curated record.